UGGUUCCGAGUAUUGAGCAUUUUGAGAGGGAGAGGGCGAGUAGCAGCCUAGCUAGUGUGUGAACAAAUGGAUGGAGUUCAGUUAGUGGAUACCUUAUACUAACUGACAAUUUUGUUUUUCGAGGCAGUGACUUUUGACGUUUGCAAGGAUGCACUUCUCCUCCUCAGACAAUUUUCUCCUAUAAGUAAAGAGUUAACCAUUUGCUCGCCUUGCAGCUUCGAAAAGGCACCAAAUUGCACCUUGAACCAAGCAGCUAGCUAUGGCGUCUGCUGAAAGUGACAAGUACCGAUCGUUCAUGCAUGGCGAGGGCGAGAAGAGCACCGUGUGGAGGCUUGGAGCCCCUCCCAACUACGAUGUGGUCAACAAGCUCUUCGAGGAAGAGAGGACCAAGGAAUGGCCAGAGGGGUCUCUGGAGGAGAAGGUCCAGCGCUUGCUCAAGACCUGGGAGAUGGAGAUGGUCCACAAGGUGCGCCCUGAGGACCAGAAGAGCGUUCACUCCCAUGGAUUCAGCGCAAGCACCAACGGUAUGAAGCCCCUGACACGGAAUGAGAUUUCGGCCAUUGGCGGCUACAACGCGUUCCUGGCGACCACCCUGCCGCCGGAGCACCGCAUCUACGACCCGGAGAAGGAGUCCGCCGAGUCAGGCAUGUCAACGUUCCUCACGGCGUUUCCCCGAGGCUUCGCCAUCGAAGUGCUGGAUGUCUACAGCGGGCCGCCGAGGAUCGCCUUCAAGUUCAGGCACUGGGGGUACAUGGAGGGCCCGUUCAAAGACCACCCUCCUCACGGCCAGCGCGUCGAGUUCUUUGGAGUCUGCAUCUUCCAUGUUGAUGAGGACUCGAAGGUGGAGAAGGCAGAGUACUUCUACGAGCGUGGCAACUUCCUGGCGAGCUUCUUGAGCGCGCCUGCUUCUGCUCCUGCUCCUGUUGCAUCGGCUUCAGGCUGCCCUGUGAUGAGAGCAGAUUAAAGCGCAGUCGGAUUAAUGAAACAACAUGUCAUCAGGGUACAGUACAACCAGUCGAUCACCUCCAGGCUCCAGCGUCUCUGAUUGGCAUGGUUCCAUCUUGUCAAGAAAAUCUUUGAAAUAAGACAAAUAUAUUUUGAUCCAUGCAUGAUUGUCUACUUCGGUA
This is a messenger RNA of Lolium rigidum, 1127 nucleotides long. Its product is annotated as pathogen-related protein-like. Lineage: Eukaryota; Viridiplantae; Streptophyta; Magnoliopsida; Poales; Poaceae. Bases 260 to 964 code for a protein of 234 amino acids. The record is from RefSeq and is a predicted model, not a curated record. The transcript has 4 exons.